UUGUACAUUUCAUCUGAACACUCAUUUUGAUUCAUUGGCUUUUGAUUCAGCAUGAGACUUGUUUUUUUUUUUAGCUUUACCAUUUUUGAAAUUUCUACGGUCUUCAUUAAUAAUUAGUUUCUUGUUGUUGUCAUUAUUUUUGCUCCAUGUACAGUGCUCUGUGUUUUUAAAGUGCGGUGGUUAUUCUUAACUUGCUCUAUAAAUACAGUUGAAUACUUCACACACAAUUUAACAUUUAAGCUCCGUAUAAUAUCUUCCGGCGACAAGAGUCAAACUAUAACGCAUCAUUUAGACGACAUAUACACAACUAAAGCGUGGCUCAAGAAAAAAAAAAAAAGAUUAUGAUUAAAAGCGGUCAUCCUUUAUCAGGGGCAAGUACCAUGAGUCACCCACACACACACACAAAUAAAAGAAGGAGUGAAGGCUGCCUGAAUCACACAAUGAGCAGGGCCAAUAGGAAAAAAGCCUCCCAUUCGUGAGGAGGGAAGGGGCUGGUGGUGAUUCAAAGUAAGUCGAAAGGAUUUACAGUCAGUGGAACACUCUCACAGUCUCACGACACACACACACACAAACAUACACACCCCUCACACUGAGAUCCGUGAGAUGGUUUGACUGCAAGAGCUGGAGCCGCUCUCUUGAACCUUCAUCAGCACAGCGACCCAAGAGAUGACCACAAUAUGACCGACUCCUCAUCGUUUUCAAGAAUUUGACCCUCCAAGAAGAGGGUGUGUGUGUGUGUGUGUGCCUUGGGGAUCCUUACGGACUUUGUCGUCAUGGAAACCGGAGUCUGGAAGCGGACACGAGGACCACUGAAGGUGGAAUGACCUGCGCAGACCGCAUCCUUGACACCUUUCCUGCGACGCUGAGAGAAUGCUGUGGAGAAUAACCAUCGCGGUCAUACUGACUGGAGCGCUCUGCAUCACGGCCGAAAGCAAAAAGUCCCGGCCGCAGGGCUACAUCCCGUCGCCGUACAAGACCAAAGCCAACCUGUCCUCCGAGCGUCACCAGCAGCUCCUGCAGCCCAAACCCGAGGUGCUAUCGUCCAGCCGCGAGGCCUUGGUGGUGACCGAGCGCCGCUACCUGCGCAGGGACUGGUGCAAGACCCAACCCCUGCGCCAGACCAUCAGCGAGGAAGGCUGCCGCAGCCGCACGGUGGUCAACCGCUUCUGCUACGGCCAGUGCAACUCCUUCUACAUCCCCCGGCACAUGGGGCCCGGCCACAAUCGAGGACAAGGAAGGAAAGGCCACAAUAAGGCCCAGGAGCCCUUUCAGUCGUGCUCCUUCUGCCGGCCGCACCGCGUCACGCAGCUCACCGUGCAGCUGGAUUGCCCCGACCUGCAGCCCCCCUUCCGGCACCGCAAAGUGCAGAGGGUCAAACAGUGUCGCUGCAUGUCGGUGGACGUGAGCGGUCACGGAAAGCUGUGAAGACCCUCGGCGACCCAAAACUCGCAAAUGAUGCGCCCCCCCCCUCAAAAAAAAAAGCUCCCGUCUCUUUGCUUGGAACUUAAUGAAACGCAGAAGGAGAAGACACCGAUUCAGUCACAGACUCGAGGACGUGUUAAGAGACUGUUACGUUUUGAUAUUUUCCUUUGUUGCCAGGGGGGAAAGAGUCCAAAAGCUAAACGACUUACUGGACCCAAACUGUGAAAGGAGAUGAUCAGAAUCUGUCUCGUUCUCUUAAAUCCAUUCGGUGUUCUUAGCGAUGCACAAUCGGUUGUCUGAAGGCAACGCAAUAAAGACUUUUGCCUGUUUGGACACACACACACACACACACACAUAUAUCCUACAAAAAGAACAACA
Messenger RNA from Hippocampus zosterae (dwarf seahorse), 1800 nucleotides. It is a transcript of the gene grem2a, whose product is annotated as gremlin 2, DAN family BMP antagonist a. NCBI's taxonomy places the organism in Eukaryota, Metazoa, Chordata, Actinopteri, Syngnathiformes, Syngnathidae. The record is from RefSeq and is a predicted model, not a curated record. Bases 871 to 1425 code for a protein of 184 amino acids. Gene Ontology annotation, biological process: animal organ morphogenesis. The transcript has 2 exons. Gene Ontology annotation, molecular function: BMP binding; receptor ligand activity.